AAAAGCGUUGUAUUAAAAAAAAUGAGAAUUACCCCAAACUUUCUUAUACAGAUGGAGAAGUAGUGUCUAAUUAAGUAUGCAGACAGAUUAAUUAAUAUAGCACAAUUAUCGUUCUGAACUCCCAAUCAGACAGAUUCCUACGAAAUUAUAACAAGAUGCGUACACACUCGAUAUCUUUUUUUUUUUUUUUUUAAUACCAUUUUGGUUAGACAGUACUGUAUAUAAAAUACUGUACUUAUUUUUGGAGUCCAAAUAAAUAGGACACCUGUUUGGUGCCUGUUUUUAGUUUCCGGACAGGAAUGAGAACGAUGUUACACAUCUCCCACACGUAAUAAUGUUCGUCUGUAAUUUGGCGUAUGUAUGUAGUUCCACUUUGCAAAACGGUGAAGUAUUUUGAACAAAUCAGGAGUCUGUUUUUAAUAUUGUACUACACAAACAGUAUAUAUAUAGAUAUUUAAUAUAAAAAAAAAAAAUGAAUAACCUGAAUGCAGGUGCUGCUGAUGAGUAUCAGAGCGGCACUCUUUCAAGAGAAGACUGCAUUUAUACAAGCUGCUACUGUGAGGAAAAUGUCUGGAAGCUCUGUGAACACAUUAUGAUCCAAAAACAGUUUCAUUUGGAGGAAGUGUAUGCUGUGUUUAUCUCUAAUGAUAGAAAGAUGGUGCCCAUUUGGAAACAGAAGUCAAAUAGUGGAGAUGAACCAGUCUUGUGGGAUUACCAUGUUAUUUUACUACAUGUACCAAGCAGAGGUCAAAAUGUAAUCUAUGAUCUAGACACAGUCUUGCCAUUUCCCUGUCCCUUUGACACCUACGCCAAAGAUGCAUUGAGAUCAGAUGACUUUAUUAAAUCCAUAUACAGAAGGAAGUUGCGAGUUAUACCCGCUGACGUAUACUUGAAGACCUUCGCCUCUGAUCGAUCUCAUAUGAAAGACAGCAGAGGAGAGUGGCGCAUGCCUCCCCCACCUUACCCCUGCAUUGAAACACCAGAGUCUAAGAUGAACAUAAACAGCUUUAUUAGCAUGGAUCCCAAAGUAGGAUGGGGCGAGGUCAACACCUUAACAGAGUUUGUGAAGCGAUUUGGCAUGACAUGAUCAUUUGCUACUUUAUCUUGGAAAAUUAUUUAUUGGACUGAAUUAGGUUCUUUGUCAUAUUUUCUUCAUAAAACACAAUGUCAGCCUCUUUUGAUAUUAAGCUAUUUUUCAAAGGCAAAAUGCUUGAUAACCAUAUUAUCCAUGAAAUAGACAUAUAAGGAGUACACUAAUUAUUCUGAAUGUCUGGGUUGUGUUGACAGGCAAUCCUGCCCCAGACUACCACACCCUGACAUUUGAAGGGUGGCCCACUGGAAAUUUGGGUGAAAAAGGUUCGAUAAUCCCUGAUUAUUCCCAAGCACAAAGACAGAACGAAUGUUGGAGUUCAAACCUGAGACCAGACAUAGCAAAAGUUAUUUUUGUAGUCUACAGGCUAUGUUUAAAUUAUUUGGGUAUGGACCUGUACUUGUAAUCAUGUGAGCUUUCUCCAUAAAACUGUAGUCAACCUUA
Molecule: messenger RNA, 1534 nt
Organism: Acipenser ruthenus (sterlet)
Lineage: Eukaryota; Metazoa; Chordata; Actinopteri; Acipenseriformes; Acipenseridae
Gene: ntaq1
Product: N-terminal glutamine amidase 1
Exons: 6
Coding region: 473-1087 (204 amino acids)
Cellular component (GO): nucleus; cytosol
Molecular function (GO): protein-N-terminal asparagine amidohydrolase activity; protein-N-terminal glutamine amidohydrolase activity
Source: RefSeq, a predicted model, not a curated record